Molecule: messenger RNA, 1990 nt
Organism: Canariomyces notabilis
Lineage: Eukaryota; Fungi; Ascomycota; Sordariomycetes; Sordariales; Chaetomiaceae
Product: uridine kinase
Exons: 9
Coding region: 291-1694 (467 amino acids)
Biological process (GO): pyrimidine-containing compound salvage
Cellular component (GO): cytoplasm
Molecular function (GO): ATP binding; uridine kinase activity; ATP hydrolysis activity
Source: RefSeq, a predicted model, not a curated record
GCAUUCAUCUUAUCGAUCCAAAGGAGAUCCGCUCAGCCUUGCCCAGACUGAUAGGACAACCUGGAAGUCCAGGCUGCAAGCAAAGCAGAUUUCUUUUGUUCGAGCCGGUAGGUUUCCCUAGCCUUCUGCCUGGGAAGAGAUCAAACGUGGAUGCAUCUUUCGCGAUAAUUAGCUGCUGCCGCGGGUCCUCCCGAGGUUGCCUGCAGGAAAGUUCCAAGAUUUUAGCCCUGCCAACUCACUCUCCCCUGGCGCUGGUCGGCCUAUCUCGGGUGUGUUAGCGUUUUCCAACCAUGCCGGCUUCCGCGCCACCUAACCCGGAAGCCGGAACCAGCCACGUGGUGGUCGCCGGGGCAGACGACAUAAUCGCGAAGAGGGCUCAUUAUGCGCCGCCAUGGGCCGAUGUGAGCAUAAUUGGCAUCGCCGGCAGCUCUGGCUCAGGCAAGUCGACACUGUCACAAGCCAUCGUGAACAAGCUCAAUCUGCCAUGGGUCGUUAUCCUUUCCAUCGACUCGUUCUACAAGAGUCUGGACGAGGAGUCGUCCAAAAAAGCUUUUCGAAAUGAGUAUGACUUUGACUCGCCAGAUGCCCUAGACUUUGAUGUCCUGGUAGACCGCUUGCGAGACCUCAAGGCUGGGAAACGGGCCGAGAUCCCUGUGUACUCCUUUGAGAAGCAUGCCCGCCUUGACCGGACAACAUCCAUCUACUCACCGCACGUCCUUAUCCUAGAGGGCAUCUUUGCCCUCUAUGACCCUAGGAUCCUCGAAUUGAUGGACAUGAAGAUCUUCUGUGAGGCCGACGCAGAUACCUGCCUCUCGAGAAGGAUACUGCGCGACCAAAGGGACCGCGGCCGCGACAUUGAAGGUAUUAUCAAGCAAUGGUUCACAUUUGUAAAACCGAAUUUCGAGAAGUAUGUCAACCCUCAAAAGAACGUUGCCGAUAUCAUCGUUCCUCGAGGCGUUGAGAAUCAUGUGGCCAUGUCAAUGGUGGUCCAGUUUAUACAGCAGAAACUACUUGAGAAAUCGACUCACCACCGUGCAGCCCUUACACGCCUUGAGAUUGGGGCCAGCUCCGAGCCGCUCUCGAAGAAGGUGGUGGUCCUGAAGCCGACGUCACAGCUCCGCGGUAUGAACACCAUCAUCCACGAUAUCGACACAUCCAGCGAGGAUUUUAUAUUUUACUUUGAUCGUUUCACAGCCUUGCUCGUGGAAGAGGCGUUCAACAAGAUUCCGUUCGUCUCGGCAGAGAUUACCACGCCCCAGGGCCUUCCAUACGCCGGGCUACGUCCCAAAGGGGAGGUUUCUGCAGUCAUUGUCCUCCGUGGUGGUGCGGCACUGGAAGCGGGGCUCAAACGUGUGAUUACGGACUGUAAGACGGGAAGGGUGCUGAUCCAGAGCAACAUUCGGACCGGCGAGCCCGAGUUGCACUUCCUGGUCUUACCCAAGGACAUCGACCAGCACGAAGCGGUACUGCUCCUCGACGCCCAAAUGAGCAGCGGAGGCUCGGCCCUUAUGGCCGUGCAAGUGCUGGUAGACCACGGAGUCAAGGUAGACCGGAUUGUCUUGGUCACGUACAGCGCUGGCCGGAUGGGUCUCCACCGAUUAACCAAGGCGUUUCCGGAGAUUACGGUCGUGGUGGGCAAUGUCGUUCAGGACACGGAGCAGAGAUGGGUCGAGAAGAGGUAUUUUCGGUGCUAGAGAUGCUGGUUUGACGGGCUGGGUAGCGUUGACCCUGCAUCGGAAGGGUCAAUGCUAGCUCCAAUUGGUGGGUUAGAAGUUGACAUCGACUCAGAGUUGGAAAUACGUCUUGAAUUAACGCAUUGGAUUGCCAACGGAGACGAAUAUCUAAAGGUGUUGAUAUAUCGCUCAGAAGCCACUAUUUUGGCGUUUUCAGUCCAAAGACCCUACCAAUGAAAGCAUAUAUCACUCUUCCCAAUCAUACUAGACAGGGAAUCCCUCGAAAGCCGACUUCGCGUUACUGUAUGACUGUAUGU